GCUAGUAACACAGAUUCACAGAAGCAGAUGGCCAAAGGUUAUACACACAUACCACGCAACGCUGGCUGCAUAGAUAACCCGUGUCUGGCUCACCCAUAGACUUAUAGUCUCCAGAUCUUAUAGACGUUCCCCUCCACCGCCUGACAUUGCGUAAACGACAAGAGGGAGGAUCGGUAGAGUUGUUUCAGUGUGUGACUCUGACGUGGUGUCUCUAAUGUAGGCUUGGCUCUGUGUUGGUCCCCUUCCCUCCACUCCACCGCUGGCCUUGUACAACUGUCAUUUCUCGUCGCCCGGGAUUGAGGCGCUGGUCGCGGGUAUGGAUGCCAUGUGGAUACUGCCUCUGCUGUUGGUUCUCCCGGUUCUACUCUGGACCAGUAGCACGUUCGUUUUCUAUUUCAAGAAGUGCUUCUAUGUGGCGUAUAUGAUGCUGCUGGCCGUUAUCGCCAUACCGAUUUGCAUUCUGAAAAGCGGUGGCAGGGACAUUGAGAAUAUGAGAGUCAUCCGCUUCAUGGUGCGUCAUGUGAAGUACUUCCUGGGUUUGCGCUAUGAAGUUAGCGGUUGGCAACAUCUACAGACAGACGGACCGUAUGUCAUCAUCUCCAACCACCAAUCAUCACUCGACGUGUUAGGCGUAAUGGAGGUUCUGCCAGACCGCUGUACGAUGAUCGCCAAGAAGGAGCUGAUCUGGGCAGGAACGGUUGGCAUGAUCUGUUGGCUGGGAGGAAUCGUAUUUAUCAACCGCAAAAAGACCAGCGAUGCCAAAAAUGUCAUGAGUGACGCUGCGAAAACCAUGCUGACUGACCAGAUCCGCUUGUGGGUGUUUCCAGAAGGCACACGAAAUCAGAAAGACAACCUUUUGCCCUUUAAAAAGGGAGCGUUUCAUCUGGCUGUACAAGCACAGGUUCCUAUCAUACCCAUUGUGUUCUCCUCCUACAGUAACUUCUACUUACGAAAAGAGAAAGAGUUCAAAUCAGGAAAAAUCACUCUUAAAAUCCUUCCAAAGAUUGAGACAAAGGGAUUGACAGCAGAUGAUGUAACAUCACUCUCCGACCAAUCACACGCCAUCAUGCGUUCCGCCUUCCAGGAGAUAUCUGGCCAAGCCCCCCAGAGUAACGGGCCGUCCAGUCACUGAACGCUUUUACAUCCUAUUCAUUGCCAUGACAACUAGGAUGGCUUGAAACGCCAUCAUCAUCGUCGUCGUGGUGACGGUAACCAUGACAACCAGGUGCUUUGGUAUCCUCUCCGACGUGAAGCAGGAUUACAUGUCCAAAUACACAAAAAACACAACUACAUACACACGCAUUCACUUGAACACAUGCAGCAGAUGUCAUCAUAGCCUAGUUUCGAUCUCCUGUUGGACUCCAGGGGUGGAAAGUGUUUUUUGGACAAUGACCUUUGACCUUGCCUGGUGCAACAUUUUGUUCCUCUUUGAUUUCGCCUAGGACUGCUUCAAUUGGCGACAGGUUGAAUUUGGAGUGACACCCUGCGAACAUUGCGGAUCUGCGUUCUACUUGCAUGCCUUUUUUCUUUUUUCUUUCUUUCACAAAUCUUCAAGAAGUCGUUUGUUUUGUAGGUCACUUUUCUCUUGCGAUAUGGAAAAUCGCUGACAAACACCUGGGUUUGUUUUAUUUCUUGAUCUUUACAAGUUUUUUUGUUUGUACGGAAGUUUUUAUUGGUUAUCCGUGUAUUUUUCCCGCAACUCAAUGCAGUGGAAAUGCUCAGAGAUGCCCUUUUAUUGUUUUCAAUAACAUUCUGGAUUUAAAGGGAAAUGAUUGACCAAAAAUACGUUUGAAAUCUGAUGCAGCAUUUAACAGACACUCCAGAGAAAAGCUUUCUGUGUUGUAACUUAAACAACAAAGGAAAAUAUGAAGAUUUUGUGCUCCUAUUGUCAUUAGUUCUUUUUCCUUAAAUCUACUUCUCCUAAAAGUGUCGAAAGGUUAGUUCAUAGCGAACUGUUGCCACUAUUUCUAAGUGCAACUUCUUUCCUGUGCCAUGUGUCCAAAGUGUCUCAGCCAUUGGCUGUGUAAUGGUUGACAAUUGUGAAAAACACUGUUGAUUAAUGAUCUGUGAUCAGGAUUGUUUGAUUAGCAUUUGUUUGGUGCUUUGCUCUUUUACUUUCAUAUUUCUUUUUUUGAGGCUAAAGCAUUUGAAAUUUUGACCAAUGAUCAGUACGUAUUUUAUCUAACACAUUAUCUAAAGUAUGGCAUUAUCUAACUGGCCGAUUUAACAAAAAGACAUAUUGCUUUUAAGAGAUUAAGAGUUAUUAUUCAAAGUUUAGAAGCAUUUCUUCUUUUUUUUUUACUCGAAAUCUAAAAAUGUACUCUAUACAAAAUAUGCAAAAACUUUGGGGUAAACAAUAUUUUACAAAUACACAAUAUUUUCACCAAACUUUAGCAUCAAAACCAGCUUUUUCUUCACAAAGGUUUUUAUUUUUUGAUAAUCAAAUACCUGCUUUAAAAUUAUCCCUAGAAAGUAUUAUUAUAACGUAAAAUGUUAAGGUUUCUGUAAGAUUUGUGAGAUAUAAAAAUGUAAGCAUUUAAAGUGCUUCUACCCUGCUGUAGAGAGUACCCACAUGUUCUUGGAUCAGGUUGAGUUUUCAACGCCUGUCUGUAAGCGACUUAAAGGAACAUUCCGGUUUAAAUAAAAGUUAAGCUCAAUCGACAGCAUUUGUGUCAUAACGUUAAUUACAGCAUACAAUUAUUUUGACUCGUCCCUCGUUUUCUUAAAAAAAAAAGCACAAAACUGGGUUACAGUGAAGCACUUACAGUGGAAGUGAAUGGAGGGUUUAAAGGCAGAAAUGUGAAGCUAUAAUUUUUAUAAAAGCACUUACAUUAAUCCUGUUAAAACGUGUGUUUUAUUUGAGCUGUGAAGUUUAAAUCUUCAUUUACCAGGAUUACAGGGUUUAUGGCGUUACGUUGUCAUGGCAACGAAGUUAUAAAAUUGGAUAUAACUUUACACAGAAAAAGUUAGUAAGCAAUUUUAUCACACUAAAUUCGUGUUAACACGCAUUGUUUACGUUUUAUGGUUUUUAGGCGUUACAUCAUCGUGGCAAAAAAAGGUGUAAAAUUGCAUAUAACUUCAACGUCUAUGCAUCUGGAUAACGUCUAAAUGUUUACGGAUUAGCCCCAUUCACUUCUAUAGUAAGUGCCUUAGUGUAACCCAGAUUUGUGCUUUUUUUUUAAAGAAAAGGAGGGAUGAGUUGAAAAUAUUUUUUGUGGUAAUCGACAUUAUGCCACAAAUGCUGUUGAUUGAGCUCAACUUGAACGCGGAAUAUUCCUUUAAACUGUCGAUUGCAUUUACUACCUACUGUAUCAAAAUGUACAAACGUUUUACCAAGAAAAACAACUUUCAGCUUUCAGAGUGACUGAAUAUAGGAUUCCUUUUGUUUUAUAUUUGUGAUACCAAACGAACCACAAAUGAAAAUUAGGUUAUUUGAAAACGUCGUACAUGAUUUAAUUUAACCACUUAUUUAACUCCUAUUUAUUAAACCGGAAUGGAUCAACAACGUAUGGCAGUAAAUUAAUUUAAAUGUUAACAAUGACUUUCAAAGACAUUUUUAAUUGCGUUGCAUUGUUGAAUAUGAUAUUUAAUACUUGAAGUUGCCGUUCUUAUUAUUUGUUAAGAAUGUAUAACUUCCUUUAAUAUGUACAACCUUUAUUUAAGAGGAAUGAAUUGUACAUUUUCAGAAUUUGAUUUAAGCGAAUGUUCGACUAGGAAAAACUAGGCCCUGUAAUUGUUGUUAUUAUUACAAAUAGUAUGAAUUUAAAGAUUGAUGCAAUUGUUGAACCUUUUUAAGUUGUAUAUGCCUUUUUCCAUGUAAUUUUUACCCUGCUGACUGAAAAAACUUGCGUUGUUCAAAAACUGUGUACAAAAUGUACAUAAAAUUGUGUACAAGGUGUUGUGUGAUUUUCACCAAAGCUAUUAAGGAUGUAAAAACCGAUGAAGAUUUUAAAAGCCGAUUAUUCGAUCCUGUUAAACAAACUUAUCAAACAUAUUACGGGCAGCCUUGUGUUCGUGUGUGUGUGUGUACGAGUGUGUGUGUGUGUGUGGUCCGUUGUGUGUUGAAUGUGUUUGUAUGAUGACCAGACACACAACUGAGCUAAAGCCCAUUGUAAAAUCUGUAAAGUCAUAUAAGAUGAUGAUUAUAUAUAAAACUGUCAAUUGUGGUAGAAUGUGGAAACGACCUGUGUAAAGAUGAUCUAGGAAAAAGAGUAAAUAAAAUCCUCUGUUU
Molecule: messenger RNA, 4231 nt
Organism: Myxocyprinus asiaticus (Chinese sucker)
Lineage: Eukaryota; Metazoa; Chordata; Actinopteri; Cypriniformes; Catostomidae
Product: 1-acyl-sn-glycerol-3-phosphate acyltransferase alpha-like
Exons: 6
Coding region: 317-1132 (271 amino acids)
Biological process (GO): phosphatidic acid biosynthetic process
Cellular component (GO): endoplasmic reticulum; membrane
Molecular function (GO): 1-acylglycerol-3-phosphate O-acyltransferase activity
Source: RefSeq, a predicted model, not a curated record